Molecule: messenger RNA, 1555 nt
Organism: Drosophila hydei
Lineage: Eukaryota; Metazoa; Arthropoda; Insecta; Diptera; Drosophilidae
Gene: pip
Product: heparan sulfate 2-O-sulfotransferase pipe
Exons: 6
Coding region: 237-1472 (411 amino acids)
Cellular component (GO): membrane
Molecular function (GO): sulfotransferase activity
Source: RefSeq, a predicted model, not a curated record
UUGUGCGCUACACACGUGACUCUCUCCCGCUGUCGUGCCGGGCUGUCAGCUAACCGUUAACAGUUAAACGCAACUCAAUAAGUUUACAGCACUUACAGUAACUGUAAUCUUGUAACAGUGUCAAAGAAGAUAAUUAGAAAAGCUGCUUGACGUUGAGCCGAGAGUGUACUACAUUUUGCCUCUGUGUGCGUGUGUGUGUGUGUGUCUUUGAGUGUGUUUCCCUGUGUGUGUUGUAAAUGUCUCUGAACGCAGAUCGUUCAUACAAAAUGAAGCUGCGCGAUGUGGAAAAUGCCUUCAAAUAUAGGCGCAUACCUUAUCCUAAGCGGUCUGUGGAGCUGAUUGCCUUGCUGGCCAUAUCGUGCACCUUCUUUCUGUUCAUGCACACAAACAAAUUAAACAGUCGUCUGAAGGAAAUGGAGGUGAAGCUGCAGCCAUCCGAAUUCUCGGCCCUGGGACUAACUGGCAAUCACAUAAGCGGACAUGAUGCGGGCAAGCACGAUGAUAUUAACACACUCCAUGGCACCUAUCAAUAUUUGAAGAGCACUGGUCAGAUGGCCACGCUUAAUGUGCGCGAUCUGAACAACACGCGCAAGGCCCAGAUGGAGCUGGUCUUCUUUAAUCGCGUGCCCAAGGUGGGCAGCCAGACAUUUAUGGAGCUGCUGCGUCGCCUGUCGGAGCGCAACAACUUUCAGUUUCAUCGCGACGCCGUCCAAAAGGUGGAGACCAUACGCCUGGCCGAGGAUCAGCAGCAGGAAAUGGCCGAGGUCAUCAGUGAGCUGCCCGAACCAUCAGUGUUCAUUAAGCACGUCUGCUUCACCAACUUCACCAAGUUCAAUUUGCCCACGCCGAUUUACUUGAAUGUGGUGCGUGAUCCCGUGGAGCGUGUGAUUAGUUGGUUCUACUAUGUGCGUGCUCCUUGGUAUUUUGUGGAGCGCAAGGCGGCAUUCCCAGACCUGCCGCUGCCGCAUCCAGCCUGGCUGAAGAAGGACUUCGAGACGUGCGUGCUCAGCGGUGAUCAGGAGUGCACCUACACUCAAGGCGUCACAGUCGAGGGCAUUGGCGAUCAUCGUCGCCAGAGCUUGUUCUUCUGCGGACAUGAUUACGAGUGCACUCCCUUCAACACGGUGGGCGCCUUGGAGCGUGCCAAGUUUGCUGUGGAGCAGCAAUACGCCGUGGUUGGUGUCCUGGAAGACUUCAAUACAACGCUCUCUGUAUUGGAGAAAUAUGUGCCACGCUUCUUUGAGGGCGUGCGGGAUAUCUAUGCGAAUAGUGCCGAGUAUCUGACCAAGAUCAACAAAAACAACUUCAAGCCGCCUGUGAGCGAGCACGUCAAGGACAUCGUGCGUCGCAACUUCACAAAUGAAAUCGAGUUCUAUCAAUUCUGUCGCCAGCGACUGCACAAGCAGUACCUGGCUGCCCACCUGCCGCAGCGGAUUAUAACGGCACAUGCAGCAGCAAUAGAGCGCAACUGAGUCAACCUCCGGGCGCAAUGCUGUUCACAUUUGUAAAAAUAAUAAUCGAUCCUGUAGCCAACUGCGCUACCCUUCCAUACGAG